Messenger RNA from Ilex paraguariensis (yerba mate), 555 nucleotides. NCBI's taxonomy places the organism in Eukaryota, Viridiplantae, Streptophyta, Magnoliopsida, Aquifoliales, Aquifoliaceae. The record is from the annotation of a GenBank genome assembly.
AUGACUGAAAGCAAAAGUUCCCGAAAAGGACUCAAAAUUUGUUGUGGUAUAACAACAGUUGUUUUGAUAAUCUUUUUAAUUGUUUCUGUCACAUUGUUCUUCACUGUCUUUAAGCCUAAAAAACCCCAAAUCACUGCCCACCCUGCUAGUCUUGAAAACCUUGAGUUCCAAAUCUUCCCAUCUUUAAGUCUUAACGCGACAGUGGGGUUGGUUGUUACCAUUGACAACAAAAAUUAUGGAAGCUUUAGGUUCAAGAAUACAACAUCUACAGUCUAUUACCAUGGGACUUCUGUAGCUGAAGCUCCAAUUCCACAUGGAACAGUUCCAGCGCGCGGUAAGUUUAAUAUCCGCACUUAUGCAAAUUUCACUGCAGAUAAGUUGAUAUCGAGCCCCUUUUUGUGGGGCGAUUUGUUUGCUGGACGUUUGACCUUCACAUCAACAUCAACGCUGCAUGGUAAAUUAGAGGGUAUGCUUACUUUUGAUGAUAAACAUGUGAAAGGGUUUGUAGAGACUUCGUCUAAUUCUUUGUUAAAGCUAAUUUUUGGUUCAAAAUAG